CCUCCACACCACCACUCAAUUAAUAAUCCCAAAUAGAUGAACAAUCCAAACCAGAAAUUCCUAAAACUACACCUUUCUAUAUAGACCAUAUUCAAAGAUCGUACGGUUAAUAAUCCUUAUGGGCGCUGAUCAUGCGGUAGUUUUCAAGAGAAAAUCCAAGAAAAUGGAUCAUCAUCAUCUUCAAUCCAAGAAAGUCGACCUUGAUGGGAUUCUUAAUGAUCAGACGACCGAAAUAAGCAAAGGGAACUAUAAACGGUAUUCUUUAGUGUCGUUCUGCGAGCUACCGGAGUAUAUGAAGGAUAACGAGUUUAUACUGAGUUAUUACAGAGCUAAUUGGCCUCUCAAAGAAGCUCUCUUUAGUAUCUUUCGUUGGCAUAAUGAAACCCUUAAUGUCUGGACGCAUCUAUUUGGAUUUUUACUGUUUCUGGGGUUAACUGUGGCCAAUAUAAUGCAAGUUCCUGAGGUAGCAGAUCUUCUCGGCCUGUUUACCAGGUCAAUCCUUACAAGUGGAGAGGCAAAUAUUUCCUGUAACUCUAAGGAUUUCCAGUUGGGCUCUACCAAACUUCUUGAUUUAAAGCAUAUAAACCAUACAAAAACAGAAAUUACACCACUGCCCGGAACUCCAGCGACCCGGUGGCCAUUCUACGUAUUUUUAGGCGGUUCAAUGUUCUGCCUCCUCUCAAGUAGCGUUUGCCACCUCUUUUCUUGCCAUUCACAUAACCUAAACAUUUUCUUGUUACGUAUAGAUUAUGUUGGAAUCACUAUAAUGAUUAUUACCUCAUUUUUCCCUCCAAUUUAUUACAUAUUCCAAUGUGAAACACAUUGGCACUACGUAUACCUUAUUGGCAUAACGGCAAUGGGAAUGUUCACAAUUGUAACACUCCUUUCUCCAUCGCUGUCGGCCGGAAAAUUUCGCGCUUUUCGAGCUCUUUUAUUUUCUUCAAUGGGAUUUUUUGGGAUAAUUCCUGCAAUCCAUGCUACAAUUGUGAAUUGGUCAAAUCCGAAGCGUAAUAUGAUCUUAGCGUAUGAAUCAUCUAUGGCAUUAUUUUAUUUGACUGGUACGGGUUUUUAUGUUAGCCGGAUUCCGGAGAGGUUGAAGCCGGGAUGGUUUGAUCUUGCGGGGCAUAGCCAUCAAAUUUUUCAUGUAUUUGUUGUAUUGGGAGCAUUAGCUCAUUAUGCUGCUACACUUCUAUUUUUGGAGUAUCGUGACCGUGUAGGUUGUUAGCUAAUUAAUUAUAGUAAAUAAUAUUUAUGUAUUAUAAGAAUAUUUGCAUGUUGUUAUAAGGUGGGAUUUGUAUGUGAUGCCUAUAAGUGGCGAAUAUUUUUUAUUCAUUAUUAAACCAGAAAAAAAAAGGGAAAAUGAUUAUGUAA
Messenger RNA from Jatropha curcas, 1371 nucleotides. RefSeq names its product heptahelical transmembrane protein1 (gene HHP1). Gene Ontology annotation, cellular component: membrane. The record is from RefSeq and is a predicted model, not a curated record. Gene Ontology annotation, biological process: response to hormone. Gene Ontology annotation, molecular function: signaling receptor activity. Lineage: Eukaryota; Viridiplantae; Streptophyta; Magnoliopsida; Malpighiales; Euphorbiaceae.